Psilocybe cubensis is the source of this 3681-nucleotide messenger RNA. RefSeq lists its product as uncharacterized. Bases 1 to 3681 code for a protein of 1226 amino acids. Gene Ontology annotation, cellular component: Smc5-Smc6 complex. Gene Ontology annotation, molecular function: ATP hydrolysis activity; ATP binding. Gene Ontology annotation, biological process: double-strand break repair via homologous recombination. NCBI's taxonomy places the organism in Eukaryota, Fungi, Basidiomycota, Agaricomycetes, Agaricales, Agrocybaceae. The transcript is spliced from 23 exons. The record is from RefSeq and is a predicted model, not a curated record.
AUGCCUCGUCGAGCAACGUCUCCCGACGCAACAGAAAACACUCGAUCGAAACGGGAGAAGGUCAAGGUCAAAGAGGAGAAAGACAAAGGCAAGCAGCGGGCCCGUGUUGAAGAGGAAAACGAGGACGACGCACAGGACGAACAAGAAGAGGAAAAUACACCCCCGGACUAUGAAGAUGAGGGCGAAGAAGGGAGCCCUAGAGGACCCAAGCGCAGACGAACAAAUGUGAACGGCGAUUCUGCCCCUAGUGGGAGUGGCACUCAGCUUCCAAAGCGAGAGAACGUCAAAACACUUCCCCGUGGCGAUGAUGGAUACAUCCCUGGUUCUAUAGUUCGAAUUCAACUCAGAAACUUCGUCACUUAUGAUUUUGUCGAAUUCUUCCCUGGCACACAUCUCAACAUGAUCAUCGGUCCCAACGGGACUGGUAAGAGCAGUAUUGCCUGUGCCAUCGCACUGGGCUUGAACUUUCCUCCCAGCAUUCUGGGUCGUUCCAACGUCUUGGGCUCGUAUGUCAAAAUCGGCACAGAGAAAGGAUACAUCGAAAUCGAACUCAAAGCACCCAAGGGAAAGAAGAACUACGUUAUCCGCAGGACUAUCAUCGCCAUCACGAACAACUCUUCUUUCACCUUGAAUGGCGUUUCGGCUUCUGGGACUGAGAUCAAGACCAAAAUGGCCGAGCUAAAUGUGCAGGUCGGAAAUCUAUGCUCUUUCCUUCCUCAAGAUAGGGUGUCCGAGUUUGCUGGGAUGUCACCUCAGCAAUUGCUCAAAGAGACUCAGAGGGCAGCCGGGAACCCAAAUCUCGAAAAUUGGCACGACACUUUGAUUAUUGCAGGGAAGGAGCAUAGAGAAGUUCAACAGAAAAUUAAAGACGAAGAAAGCACACUGAAACAAAUGAUAGAGCGUAAUGAGGGCAUUGAGAACGAUGUUGCGCGAUACAAAGAACGCAAAAAGAUUGAACACGAGAUUGGUCUUCUGAAUUUGCUAAUCCCAGUGGCGGAGUAUCGAGAGUCUCGCGUCAAGUAUUUCGAAAUAAAGGAACUUCAACGCAAGCUUCAUGCAAAGGUCCAGAGACUGAAAGAGAAGAACGAACCUGCCCAUAAACGUCUAAAGGAAAUGGAUGCAAAUCUUAAGGACACAGAGAAGCGUAGAGAGAAGCUGAAAGAUUCCACUCAGAAAAUGUUCAAGGAUUUAUUAGCAGCGGCUGAAGUAUGCGAUGAAUUGGGGGUCGAAUCUGACAAAAUCGCGGAUAAAUUGGUCGCUCUCAAGGAAUCGGAGAAGGAGCGCGAAAAGGAUAUCAAAUCUCUUACGCAUGAGAUCGCCCAGUUGAAAGAAGAGCUUAAUAAACCGCCUCCGGAGAAUCUCCCAAAGGAAGCGGAUCUGCAGACUGAGAAGACGAAACUUAAUGCGGAACGUAACAUCAACCAAAAUAAGAAAAUGGAGCUGGAUGAUCUCUUGAAGGACGUGCACAACAAGAUCGCUCGCGAGAAGCAGAAUCAAGCUAGAGCUCAUGCCGAACUAACGAAGCUCGCCGAUGACGACGCCCAAAAGCUGAACCACAUCGCUCGAUGGGACCGCACCGCAUACGAAGCCAUCCUCUGGGUUCGCAAAAACAGGGACCUGUUCAAGAUGGAGGUCUUCGAGACACCGUAUAUGCGCGUUACGAUGAAAGACCUGCGGUACGCCAAUGUACUUGAAGCGUGCAUCGGAGGUCAGAUGAGGACGUUUAUAACGCAGUGCCAGGAAGACUGCGAUACCAUCAACAGACUCGUCAAUGACGCUAACAUGUUUGGCCCCAAUGGGAAAAUCACCACCUGGUUCCGCCCGUACACGGAGAAGAACGAUACCGCUCCUCCGAUGUCCCGAGAAGAGCUCCGCGAGCUCCGUUUUGAUGGCUAUGCGCUGGAUUACCUCGAAUUUCCUCCUGGCAUGGAGUGGUUCCUCCGGUGCGAAGUGAACCUCCACCGAAUCCCCAUCGCCCUAGACGAGCGCCACGUGAACGUCGAACGCGCAAUGGACCUCGUCGCGCGCAGUGGCGGCGGCACCUUUUUCUGCGGCUCGACGGCGAACAAGGUGUCGCGGUCCAAGUACGGAGAUCGGCUCCCUUUGAAUUUGACGUCGGAUGUGAAGCCGGCGAAGAAUUUGAGGACGCUUGCUAUCGACCCCGAUGUGCAGAGGCAGAUUAAAGAAGCGAUCGCGCAGGCUGAGAUGAACCUUGCGAUAGCUGAAGAGGAGAAGAGCGAUAUUAACAAACGAUUGGAUGGGGUUUAUGCUAAGGACAGGGAGUUCCAGCAGCGACAUAAUGAGAUCAAGGAGAGAAGCGAACAGAUUAAGAAUGAGUUGAAGCGUAGGCAGAGGAAUGAGGGGUUACUCAAGGCGAAAUCGGCGAACCUGAAAAAACUGAAAGAUGCACCCUCCAUCGAGGAGAAGAGGAAGGCGCUGAGGGAGCAGCUCAAGUUGAAUGCUGUGCAGCGCGCUAAGCAUGCGAGGGAGUAUACGGACCUUGCGUACACUAUCAUCGCGCAACACGAUAAAUGCACGAUCGCGGCGUUGGAGUAUAUGCAGAUAUCAGCUAACAAACAUGCGCUUGAGGAGCUGUGUAAUAGGAAAGAUAAGCAGUACAGCGAUACACUACAGGAGUUCGGCCGAGUGCAAGAACAAUAUAUGGAGAUCAAAGCACAGUCUAAACGCGCCCUUGAAGAAACGCGCAAGAUGCUCGAUGAAGCUCCAGAGGAUGUACGAGCCGCAUACGACGAAAUCGAAGUAGCACGAGUUGCAUGGGACAACAAACUCAAAGAAAAAGAAUCACGAUCGCGGCGGCGUGACGGGGACGAGGACGGCGACGACGAGUCACGGGAAAGGGGAAGGGGAAGGGAAAGGGAAAGGGAAAGUGAAAAGGAGGAAGCGAGGCAGAGCGGGGUGGAUGUGCGUACGUCCGAUGAGUUGAAAGAGGAGUUGGAGGCGCAGAGUGCGAAGUUGGAGUUGAAUUUGCAUACGAAUGCUGGUGUUGUUGAGUUGUAUGAGAAGAGGAAGAGGGAUAUUGAACAGAUGACCAAGACGCUUGAGGAGAGGAAGAAGAAGGAAGCGAAGAUUGAGAAGGAGAUUAAAACUGCCCGAGAUAAUUGGCAGCCUGCGCUAGAGGCACUUGUAGCGAGGAUCGGUGCAAAGUUUUCGUUGGCUUUUGAUCGUAUCGGCUGCGCGGGCGAGAUACGGAUAAGCCAGGACGCCGACUAUGAGAAAUGGGCGAUUAAUAUUUUUGUAAAGUUUCGCGAUGGCGAGAGGUUGCAGCAGCUUACGGCGCAUAGGCAGUCGGGUGGCGAACGGUCGUUGACUACGAUUUUGUAUCUUAUGAGUUUGACGGAGGAAGCUCGCGCGCCGUUCUCGCUCGUCGACGAGAUCAACCAGGGCAUGGACCAGCGCGCCGAACGCGCCGUACACAACUCACUCGUGAACGUGACAUGCCAAGCAGACAGCGCACAGUACUUCCUGAUCACACCGAAGUUGCUGCCGGAUCUGCAGUACCAUGAGCGGAUGAAGAUUUUGUGUGUGUAUAAUGGGGAGUGGCUGCCGGAUGAUUUGCCGGAGGAUGGGAGUGCGGGGAGGAUGAGGGGGAUGUUGGAUUUGUAUGAGGCGAGGCAUGGGAGGAAGGGGGCGGCGGGGAGGGCGGGGAGAGGGGAUAUUUGA